GCGAAGGCAAAAAUAGAGAAACAAAAAUCCUUUACUCGUUCAUUGGGUCGCUCUAUCCACUAUCAAUCGAUCAAUAUCGAUCUCCUUACUUAGUUACUAGGAGAGGAGUGAAGAGCAGAGGAGUGUUUAUUUCUUAUAUAUAAAAAUUUGCUUGCUGUUUUUAUUUCACUCAGAUUCAGAUAGCUGCUGCUGCUUCUUCGGCUUAAUUCAGGUGGGUGUAUAAUUAAAUAAUGACGACUGAGCAGCCUUCCAAAGUCAUUCACGUUCGGAAUGUUGGUCAUGAGGUUUCAGAGCCUGACCUGCUUCAGCUAUUCCAGCCUUUUGGAGUCAUCAACAAGCUAGUCAUGCUUCGUGCAAAAAACCAGGCGCUCCUUCAAAUGCAAGAUGUUCCUUCCGCUGUCAGUGCCAUGCAAUUCUAUGCCAAUAAGCAACCAACCAUAAGGGGAAGAAAUGUUUAUGUUCAGUUCUCAUCUCAUCAGGAGUUGACUACUGUGGAGCAAACUACUCAAGGACGGGUUGACGAGCCUAAUCGUAUUCUCUUGGUCACCAUUCAUCAUAUGCUGUACCCUAUAACGGUGGAAGUGUUGCAUCAAGUCUUCUCUCCUCAUGGAUAUGUGGAGAAGGUCGUCACAUUUCAAAAGUCAGCUGGUUUUCAAGCACUUAUUCAAUUUCAAUCACGACAAAGUGCCGUGGCUGCAAGAAAUUCCCUUCAGGGGCGUAACAUAUAUGAUGGUUGCUGUCAACUAGAUAUUCAGUUCUCCAAUCUUGAAGAGUUGCAAGUGAACUACAAUAAUGAGCGGUCUAGGGAUUUCACAAACCCGUCGCUACCUUCGGAGCAGAAGGGCAGACCCUCCCAACCUGGAUACGGAGAUGCCGGAGCUAGUUAUCCUUCGCAGAUAAACAAUGUUGCUGCAAUUGCGGCUGCUUUUGGAGGAAAUCUACCUCCUGGAAUUAGUGGGACGAACGACAGGUGCACUAUUCUUGCAUCUAAUCUGAAUCCUGAUAGGAUAGAUGAGGACAAGUUGUUCAACUUGUUCUCUUUAUACGGAAACAUUGUUAGAAUCAAACUUCUCCACAGCAAACCAGAUCAUGCGCUUGUUCAGAUGGGUGAUGGCUUUCAAGCUGAGUUAGCUGUGCACUUUUUGAAGGGAGCUACACUAUUUGGGAAAAGGUUGGAGGUUAAUUAUUCAAAGUAUCCAAAUAUAACAAUGGGUCCUGAAACACACGAGUACUUGAACUCGAACCUGAACAGGUUCAACAGGAAUGCUGCUAAAAACUACCGCUACUGUUGCUCACCGACAAAGAUGAUACAUCUGUCAACCCUACCACAGGAUGUGACAGAAGAGGAGAUUGUAUCCCAUCUUGAAGAACAUGGGAGUAUUGUGAACUCAAAAGUGUUUGAAAUGAAUGGUAAGAAGCAGGCACUUGUGUUGUUCGAGAAUGAGGAACAGGCGACUGAAGCUCUUGUGUGCAAACAUGCAACUCCUCUUGCAGAUUCCAUGAUUCGUAUCUCCUUUUCUCAGCUGCAGACAAUUUGAGUAGUAGCUUCACCUUCAUGGAUUCCAUAAGUUUUGUCUCUUCAUAUUAUCAAGAAGCUUGCAACCCCUUGUUUUACUGUGUAUUCUUACUCUCUCCUUUGCAUUUUUUAGAUGCUAGUGAUACUUUUAUUUUUGUACUAA
Erigeron canadensis is the source of this 1679-nucleotide messenger RNA. Its product is annotated as polypyrimidine tract-binding protein homolog 3. The coding region runs from base 231 to 1538 and encodes 435 amino acids. The transcript is spliced from 15 exons. The record is from RefSeq and is a predicted model, not a curated record. Gene Ontology annotation, biological process: regulation of RNA splicing. Lineage: Eukaryota; Viridiplantae; Streptophyta; Magnoliopsida; Asterales; Asteraceae. Gene Ontology annotation, molecular function: mRNA binding. Gene Ontology annotation, cellular component: nucleus.